GAAAUCCAGAAGUUGAAGAAAAUUGGAACUACCAUGGCCAGCCUGAAGCUUAACAGGCGACUAAAGAACCUGUCUAUGUGUGUAAAAAAACUGAAGAAGACUACGCUAGAGGACAAUCAGGCUGAGGGAGUAUUGGGUCAAAUUCCUAGUUCCAGCGUUGAAGUUUGUCCCAACUCACCCAUUCUCGCAUGUGAUUAUUGUGGGAAGACCUUUACGUCAAUCUUCAGCUUGAGUAGCCACCGCAUAAGCCAUUAUCGGAUGCCGAAAGGUUAUGGUCUUUCAAGAGAAAAGAACAUAUGUUAUUGCCAGCCCCCAACUCAUAUAGCUACAUGCAAGAAUUUUAGAAAGUAAACGGUUUCCUCCGGCUCCAUGCUGUCUGAAUAGGGGAUGGCGCAAAAAAUUAAAAAAAUAAUAAAACAUAUUAAAAAUAAGAGAAAAAAUAAAUAAAAAAUAUCUCCCAAUCAAACUAUAGCUGGGAAAAAUUUACUUUACGAGUUAUUCACGUUUAAA
Messenger RNA from Daphnia pulex (common water flea), 510 nucleotides. RefSeq lists its product as uncharacterized. Bases 34 to 351 code for a protein of 105 amino acids. NCBI's taxonomy places the organism in Eukaryota, Metazoa, Arthropoda, Branchiopoda, Diplostraca, Daphniidae. The transcript is spliced from 4 exons. The record is from RefSeq and is a predicted model, not a curated record.